AUGCGCUCUCUCACGCGCACUAUUACGCACACUCUCACGCGCUCUCUCACGCACGUUCUCACGCGCUCUCUCCUGCGCUCUCUGACGCACUCUCGCACACGCUCUCUCACGCUCUCUAACGCACUCUCUCACGCGCUCCCUCACGCGCUCCCUCACGCGCACUCUCUCGCCCAUUCUCUCUCUCUCUCUCUCUCUCUCUCUCUCUCUCUCUCUCUCUCUCUCUCUCUCUCUCUCUCUCUCUCUCUCUCUCUCUCUCUCUCACGCGCUCUCUCGCGCGCUCUCUUGCGCGCUCUCUCACUCGCUCUCUCGCUCGCACUCUCACUCGCCCUCUCACGCGCUCUCUCACGCGCACUAUCACGCGCUCUCUCACAUGCUCUCUCACACAAUCUCUCACGGGCUCUCACGCAUUCCGUCGCACUCCCUCUCGCGCACUCUCUUGCGCAUUCUCUCUCUCACACGCUCUCUCAUGCACACUCUCUCGCACACUCUCACGCGCUCUCUCACGCGCUCUUUUAUGCAAUCUCUUACGCGGUCCUUCACGCGCUCUCUCACGUGCUCUCUCACGCACUCUCUCACGCACUCUCUCACGCGCUCUCUGACACUGCUCUCUCACACGCUCUCUCACGCGCUCUCUCACGCGCUCUCUCACGCGCACUCUCACGCGCACUUGUCUCUCACACACUCCCUCACGCGCUCUCUCACGCACUCUCUCACGCGCUCCCUCACGCGCUCUCUCACGUGCACUCUCACGCGCUCGCGCUCUCUCACUCGCACUCUCACGCACACUCUCACACACACUCUCACGCGCACUUUCACACGCACUCUCACGCGCUCUCACACGCUCCCUCACGCGCUCUCUCACGCACUCUCUCACGCUCUAUCUCACACACUCUCUCACGCGCUCUCUCACGUGCUCCCUCACGCACUCUCUCACGCGCUCUCACAUGCGCACUCUCACGCGCUCUCUCACAUGCUCUCUCACACAAUCUCUUAUGCGCUCUCUCACGGGCUCUCACGCAUUCCUCCUUCACACGCUCUCUCACGCGCUCUCAUGCACUCUCUCACGCACUCUCUCACGCGCUCUCUGACACGUGCUCUCUCACGCGCUCUCUCACGCGCUCUCUCACGCGCACUCUCACGCGCACUUGCUCUCUCACACGCUCCCUCACGCGCUCUCACGCACUCUCUCACGCGCUCCCUCACGCGCUCUCUCACGCGCACUCUCACGCGCUCUCUCACGCGCUCACGCUCUCUCACUCGCACUCUCACGCGCACUCUCACGCACACUCUCACGCGCACUUUCACACGCAUUCUCACACGCUCUCACACGCUCCCUCACGCGCUCUCUCACGCACUCUCUCACGCUCCCUCACGCACUCUCUCACACACUCUCGCAUGCGCACUCUCACAUGCUCUCACACAAUCUCUUAUGCGCUCUCUCACGGGCUCUCACGCAUUCCGUCGCACUCCCUCUCGCGCACUCUCUUGCGCAUUCUCUCUCUCACGCGCUCUCUCAGGCACACUCUCUCGCACACUCUCACGCGCUCUCUCACGCGCUCUUUGAUGCAAUCUCUCACGCGGUCCUUCACAUACUCUCUCACGCACUCUCUCACGCGCUCUCUCACGCGCUCUCUCACGGGCUCUCAUGCACUCCCUCACGUGCUCUCUCUCGCGCACUCUCUUGCGCAUUCCCUCUGUCACGCGCUCUUUCUUGCGCACUCCCACGCGCUCUCUCAUGCGCACUCCCACGCGCUCUCUUAUGCGCUCUCUGAAGCACUCCCUCACGCGCUCUCUCACGCGCUCUCUCACGCGCUCUCUCACGCGCUCUCUCAUGCGCACUCUCACGCGCACUCGCUCUCUCACGCGCUCCCUCACGCGCUCUCUCACGCGCUCCCUCACGCGCUCUCUCACACGCACUCUCACGCGCUCUCUCACGCGCUCUCUCACGCGCUCGCGCUCUCUCACUCGCACUCACACGCGCACUCUCACGCGCACUCUCACGCGCACUCUCACACGCACUCUCACGCGCUCACACGCUCCCUCACGCGCUCUCUCACGCACUCUCUCACUUGCGCCCUCACGCGCUCUCUCACGCACUCUCUCACGCGCUCUCUCACGCACUCUCUCACGCGCUCUCGCACGCGCUCUUGCAUGCGCACUCUCACGCGUUCCCGUGCACACGCUCCCCCUCGCGCUCCUCUUCUUUAA
Molecule: messenger RNA, 2208 nt
Organism: Closterium sp. NIES-65
Lineage: Eukaryota; Viridiplantae; Streptophyta; Zygnematophyceae; Desmidiales; Closteriaceae
Source: the annotation of a GenBank genome assembly